AUGGAGAUCGAGUGUCCUCUGUGGACUUUCAGACAAAUAACAAAAACCUGGAAGGUGACUGAAAUCAAAGACGGCUCCAAUACUGUCACUAUGAAGAGUGUCCCAGCCUGUAAAGCUCAGACACCCUUGGUGUCAUUUUUCCGCCUGGGCUCUCUGUCAGUGUCUAAAUCUCAGCUGAUCAACACUUUGAUCAACGACCGUCACAACACCUUCUUCCAUAGAAACUGUCCAGGAAGCACCAAGUCUCGAUAUCUGAUAGAUGGUGUGGCAGAGAUUGCCUGCUGUAACAUUAAGGGAAAAAAGGGAAUAUACAUCAUAGGUCUCAAGGACAGAAGCCAGGCAGAUCUUGAAGAAAUAUCCAAAAAUCUGCAGUCUGCAACUUUUGGUUUGGAGCACAUCUUCAGAGAAAUGGGACAGAUCUAUGAAGCUCAUAGAGCAAUAGAAGGAGAGAGCAGACACACUGACUGGUCUAAAUACCCUGAGCUGGCUGCACAGCUGAUGAUAUCAGGACACCCGAUGGAGCUGAUGGAUGGUGAUGCAGGUCACGUGCCUUUAACAUGGAUCUCCAGUCUUUUAGAGGAAGUCAUCAAGAAACUGGGGGACCAGAGAGUUUUUGUGUUGUCAGUUUUGGGCCUACAAAGCAGUGGAAAAUCAACAAUGCUGAACACCAUGUUUGGGUUGCAGUUUGCAGUGAGUGCAGGCAGGUGUACCAAAGGUGCUUUCAUGCAGCUGCUCAAAGUAUCAGAGGAGAUGAAGAAAGAGAAAGACUUGAAGUUUGACUAUCUUCUAGUGGUGGACACUGAAGGACUGCGUGCUCUUGAGCUGGAAGGUAACAUCACUCUUCACCAUGACAACGAACUGGCAACAUUUGUUGUUGGUCUGGGAAACCUGACACUGAUCAACAUCUUUGGAGAGAAUCCAUCUGAGAUGCAGGACAUCCUGCAGAUUGUUGUUCAGGCUUUCAUGAGGAUGAAGAAAGUUAAACUUUCUCCCAGUUGUGUGUUUGUUCACCAGAAUGUUACAGAUGUUGCAGCAGCAGAGAAAAACAUGGAUGGAAAGAGACGGCUGCUAGAAAAACUGGACAAAAUGGCCAAACUAGCAGCUGAAGAGGAAGUUUACAGUGCAGAGUGCUUCAGUGAUGUCAUUGAAUUUGAUGUCCAAAAAGAUGUGAAAUACUGUGCCCAGCUGUGGGAGGGUAGUCCACCCAUGGCUCCUCCUAAUCCAGGAUACAGCGAGAGCAUCCAAGAAGUGAAGAACACCAUCCUCUCUAAAGCUUCAAAGUCUGAUGGGAUCACGCUGUCACAGUUCAGAAAUACAAUUCAAGAUCUGUGGAGUGCCCUCCUCAAUGAAAAUUUUAUUUUCAGUUUUAAAAACACACUUGAAAUUGCAGCAUACAGAAAACUGGAGGACCAAUACGGAAACUGGACCUGGGACCUCAGGAGCAACAUGUUGACCAUUGAAAAUCAGCUUUAUAACAGAAUUGAAAAUGGAAAUCUUAACAAAGUGGAGCUGACCUAUCUCAAAGAAAAUACAAGCAAGACUUGUGAAAAAAUAAAAACAUCAAUGAAAAAGUAUUUUGAGGAGGACAGAGAGAAAGAAUUUUUGGCUCAGUGGAGAGGCCGAUUUGAAAUCAAAAUCAAAGAGUUUCAUGAUGAACAAGUGAGCACAGUGAAAAAAAAACUGGAUGAAGUUAUUCAACAAAAGGAGGCUCGUAAAAAGAUGGAUGAUAAGAAGAAAGAGUUUGAGGACAAGCUGCUACAGAAGAGCAAAGAGCUCGCUCAGCAGCUGAAGGACAAGGCCAAAGAUGAAAAAGAGCUUAAAAAACAGUUCAGCUCUGUUUGGGAGGGCUGGGUCACUGAAUUGACAGCAGAUACUAAACCUGUUAAAGACAUCUACAUGGAAGAAGAUCAGUUUAAAAUCUUUCAAGAACUUGGUUUUGAAGAGAAACUCAUAAAUGAAUGCAAACAAAAUGGCAGUUACAAGAAAAUAUCCAUUGUUGGUGAUUAUUCAGAUUAUGUCAUCCUUCAAAAGAUUAAAGGUCUUGAUGAGACAAGCGAAAGUGAACCAAGUCGAGAUAUUGUAGAGAAUUACCAUCACACAAAACUGAUCUGUGAAAAGAUGAAAGCUUCCACUGUUGAGGCUGUCUGUAACAAGACUGCCAUUGGUCUGGCUGGAAAGAUGAGGUGUAAUUUCCCAGCAUUCAAUGGGAACAGGCUGAACUUGGAGAAACAUGUGCUGAAGUCACUCGCUGAGAAAGAAGACUUUGAGGAUUUCAUCACCUACAUCAGAAAUCCAAGAAGCCAAACAGAAGCUUUUAUAAAAGCAGAAAUCAUUUAG
Messenger RNA from Pundamilia nyererei, 2337 nucleotides. Its product is annotated as interferon-induced very large GTPase 1-like. The record is from RefSeq and is a predicted model, not a curated record. Lineage: Eukaryota; Metazoa; Chordata; Actinopteri; Cichliformes; Cichlidae. The transcript is spliced from 5 exons. Bases 1 to 2337 code for a protein of 778 amino acids. Gene Ontology annotation, molecular function: GTP binding.